AUGUCUGCACUACAAUUCCCGGAACAUCUCAAAAUGACGAAGCGUACCGGUUACGAUGAAAGUGAUAAGACCGACUCAACCGAGACCCGUCCGCUACUGAAGGCUGAGAGUCCAUCGCCCCCUGGCUCAUCCGAAUUGUCCAUGGCUGUCCGAGGUAACUCUAAUCCGAAGCUUAACGACGUUGAUGCAAUCCUCCCCGUCACUGGCGAGCCAGUGCUACAUAUCCUAGUGGCUGAACACGACCCUGUCACCAGAGCCCACCUGAAAUCAAAGUUGGAACAGUUAGGACAUGACGUGCAGGUGGUCGUCAACGGACAAGACUGUGUGUCGUUGUACCAUACAGUGCUAUUCGAUGGCAAUCUGCCUCCCUUUGACAUCGUUCUUAUGGGCAUAACUAUGGACCGUAUGAAUGGAAAUCGAGCCGUAGAGGAGAUUCGCGAAGCCGAGAAAAAUGAGUGGGCCUCUACGCCCUCCGGAGCCAACCUUCCUCGGCGUCAUGUUCCGGUCUUCGCCAUCUCGGGGGGGCACCAAAAUGAAAAUAGUCGUAUAUGUUUUACUGAACUUGAUUUCGAUGGCUGGAUCCCAAAGCCCAUUGACUAUGAUCGACUGGAAGUGAUCAUGAAGAGCAUGCUGUCGGAUGAUCUUCGAAACAAGACUGUUUGUACGGGUGAGACGUGGAGGGCUGGGGGCUGGUUUAGGGCAAAAGAGGAGUGA
Messenger RNA from Aspergillus versicolor CBS 583.65, 714 nucleotides. Its product is annotated as response regulator. Gene Ontology annotation, biological process: phosphorelay signal transduction system. NCBI's taxonomy places the organism in Eukaryota, Fungi, Ascomycota, Eurotiomycetes, Eurotiales, Aspergillaceae. The transcript has 2 exons. The record is from RefSeq and is a predicted model, not a curated record. Bases 1 to 714 code for a protein of 237 amino acids.